AUGUCUAUGAAUAAAUCGAAUAAAAUGGCUUGUAUACCAGCGAAUAUUUACUGUGAAUAUACACAUGAUCGAUAUCAAGAUGAAGGACUACGUCUAUUAGAAAAAUAUUUACCAUAUUUAAAUCCAGAGACUGGUUUAAGAAAUCGAAUGAUUACUCGUGAUCCCGUAACUGGUUUGGGUGAUCUAGAAGCUGAAUGGAAUCCUCUUAACGGAUGUCAUUUACGUAGAAGACACUUUCCUCAUCGUGAUCCAAUUCGAAUGGAAGGUGAUAUGGGUACUGAAUACAAUUGUUUGUAUACUACUAAAGAGCUCACAUGUAAAGAUCGUGUUAAUACUACAGAUACAAACUAUUCAAAUGGGUACUUUUAUGUGGAUCAUUUGAAUAACAAAAAUGAAAAUAAACACAGUGAUGUUAAUUAUGAUAAUAAUAAUAAUCAUAAUCAUGAAGAUUAUACUCAAGACCGUGAUCCAAUAACACUUCAAGGAGAUUUAGGUGAGGAAGUAGACAUGUUAAGACCACAUGGUGGUAGGCCAAGAAAUAAAAUUGAUCAUAACAUACAUGUUUCAAGGUCUGAUUCUAUCAGUGGUAGAUGCGAAUAUAAUGUAGAAAACAAUUCAGCAAAUCAGUAUAAUGAAAGACAAUGUAACGAAGAAAAUUCAAAAAGAUAUUCUUAUCUUGCUACAGAUCCGAUAACUCAUUCACUGCCAGAAACAAAACUAGUUCGAUCUCAAUCAGUACGACAUUAUAAAGAAGCAUGGGCUACUCAUGAUCCAAUUGGUUAUAUGCACAGAACUGGUACAUCAUAUAAGACGGAUAAAGUUCGAGGAAUGAAACAUUUUUCAAGCAAUAAAACGAAUACUAAUCCAAUUACACAUCAACAGAAAAAUAUAUCUUCUGAUCAAUCAUCAAUUGGAGUGAACGAUGAAACAUCGACAAUCGGAGAUUUCAAUGAAGUGACUAUGGGCAAUGUGUCUGUAGUUUCAGAGAGUAGAAAAUUACGAAAGGUUCUUAGAAAUCCCAUUACUGGUGAAGGAAUGUGUGACAGUGAUUAUAUUGACCUACUUAAAUUACCAAGUGAAUAUUAUUUCCGUAGAAAUCGAGACACUUUGUCAUCGACAUUAAAUAUCCAUUCACAUUCACCACCCGUACAACCAUCGUCAACAACUACACCUUCAACUAAUACUGCUGUUGCUGCUAAAAAAGCACCCGCUCAGAAAGAUGCAAAUCCAACGAGCAAACUAACUGCAAAUAAGCCAGCACAUCAAACACCGCCACCACUAUCACAACCAGCUUCUAUACAACAGCCAUCGAAACUGGAGCCAAAAGUUGAAAAAAGCACCCCACAACCUAUAGAAAAGAAGGUUAUUCGACCAAAAAAAAUCGAGGUGCCAACCGAGAAACCAGUUAAAGAAAGCAAACAGCCAGUCACUAGUGUCACACAGUCACAACCAAUUACUGAGACACAGGCGUCUACAAAAGAAGCAGAACCACAAGCACCGAAAGCGGUUGCAGGACCACAAACACUAGAGACUGAGAAGCAGCAAGCGCAGACGGAAGUAGCUAAGCCAAAUACACCAAAAACCGGGAAACUAGAGAUGCCAAAAGAAACUAUAAAACCACAGACACCAGAAACUAAGGAACCACAAACCCCGAAGGAAGCCACAAACUUACAGACACUAGGUGAAAUACCACAAGCACCGAAAGAAGUGGCUAAGACGCAAACACCAAAAAUCGAGGAGCUAAAAACACCAAUUCCACAGACACCAGAAGAAACCGUGGAACUACAUACACCAGUAGAAACUCCGAUAACUCUCGCUAGUCACACUUUAGCAGAGUUUACUGUAGAAACAAAGUCGACCGGGGAGCCUCUACCACAAUCGUUGAGUGAAGAACUGAAGUCGGUCAUCGAUGAAUUCGAACCCCCACAACCCGCAACAUUCUCAGCAAACGACAAACUACCGGACGAGGUGAGCGAGAACAAACGCAGCCCCGCUGUCCAGUCACCGCCAAUUAGUGAAGCACGGUUAUCUGUAGACAACAAGAUGCCCCAACUACCUGACGCACAAACUUCGAAGGACGACCUUACACCCAAACCAUCUACAGAAUUGCCGGAGACAGGACAAGUAUAA
Messenger RNA from Schistosoma mattheei, 2130 nucleotides. The record is from the annotation of a GenBank genome assembly. Lineage: Eukaryota; Metazoa; Platyhelminthes; Trematoda; Strigeidida; Schistosomatidae.